This is a messenger RNA of Aphidius gifuensis, 860 nucleotides long. RefSeq names its product dihydropteridine reductase (gene Dhpr). The coding region runs from base 33 to 746 and encodes 237 amino acids. The record is from RefSeq and is a predicted model, not a curated record. Lineage: Eukaryota; Metazoa; Arthropoda; Insecta; Hymenoptera; Braconidae. The transcript has 5 exons. Gene Ontology annotation, cellular component: cytoplasm. Gene Ontology annotation, biological process: tetrahydrobiopterin biosynthetic process; L-phenylalanine catabolic process. Gene Ontology annotation, molecular function: 6,7-dihydropteridine reductase activity; NADH binding; NADPH binding.
CUCCAGAAAAUAAUUACAAUUUAACCGGUAUAAUGGCAAAUGUACUUGGACGUAUUUUUGUAUAUGGAGGCAAAGGAGCACUUGGCUCAGUUUGUAUAUCACAAUUUAAAGCUAAAAAUUGGUGGGUUGGAAGUAUUGACAUGAAAGAAAAUGAUAAUGCUGAUAUAAAUAUAAUUGUUAAUGGUGAACACAAUUGGAAAGAACAGGAAAUUCAUAUAUUGGAACAAGUAAAAGAUGCUCUCAAAGGAGAAAAAAUUGAUGGAAUAAUAUGUGUUGCUGGAGGUUGGGCUGGUGGCAAUGCAAUCAGCAAAGAUUUUAUAAAUAAUACUGAGUUAAUGUGGAAACAAAGUGUAUGGAGUUCAACAAUUGCAGCAAGUAUUGCAGCAAAUUAUCUCAAAGAAGAAGGUUUCUUAACAUUAACUGGUGCACAAGCUGCUCUUGAAGGAACACCUGGUAUGAUUGGUUAUGGAAUGGCAAAAGCAGCUGUUCAUCAAUUAACAAAAUCACUUGCUAAUAAAGAUGGUGGUCUACCAAAAGAUUCACUUGUUACUGCUAUUUUGCCAGUUACACUUGAUACACCAAUGAACAGAAAAUGGAUGGCCAAAGCAGACACAACAUCAUGGACACCAAUGGAAUUUAUUUCAGAAUUGUUAUGGAAAUGGUCACAAAAACAAGAACGUCCUGUCAAUGGUAGCCUUCUUCAAUUAAUUACUAAAAACAACAAAACAGAAAUUAUUCCUGCUUAAACAAUGACAAAUAAUUAAUUGUCUUUUUUCUUUUUUUAUUAUUUUUUAAUUUUAAUAUAUGUAUCGUCUAUUGGAAUAAAUAUUUGUGUCCAAUUUUGGGCUUUAAUAAACUAA